CGAUUGGCGACCCGACGACGACGUGCGCAAAAACAUUCGGAUAGCGAUACACGCAACCUACCGAGCUUCAAGUCGAGAAGCAACACUAUUUUUGCCUUUUUUCCGACCUUGGCAGUGCGCAACGACCUUGGACACCGUACCAGCCAUAUGCGCUGAAUAUAUAUCUAUACCCGAAAUCAAAUCACCUAGAGCUCAAAGUGAGCUUUACCUCAACAUCAGAGCCAACCCAGCCACGUCUUGCCUGGCGGUUGACUGAGCUUGUAUUACGACUUUACCCCGCCAUCAAGUGCGCCCGUUCUAUGAGCACCAGGGUCCUCCUGCGAUUCCUUUCCAAGCCCGCAAUGCCUAGAUAACGCAAGCCAGACCCCAAUUUGAACAGCACAACUUCAUUUUAGAAGCUGUUCUGAUAGACCCGAUACUCCAACCCAGUAUCGGACUACAGAACUAGCGGCGCAACCAGCGACCAUUCCAUCCUCAAUACUCUGCCACAUUGCUGAGUGCACACGCCCUCCUUAACGUCUAUUCAGGAGACGUUUUUACCAAUACCCACUGCUGCUGGCUCCGCCAGCACUCACUCGAUACCCACGGUUCUGUGGGCCUAUACUACUCAAGCGGACACCGCAGGGUUCGUUUGAGCGGUAGAUAGUGCUCCACAGUGCUUGUUCAGCACAUAAUAUCCUAUCACCCAGUUCGAUCUUGCUAAGAGCCUGUCGGUUCCAACACACAGCGGCGAUGGUAGAUAUUACUAGCCCACCCACCAACACAAUUGCAGUAUCGGAAGGUACACCGCAACUCACCAUCAAUCAUGAAGCUGUUGUCGAUCUAGACUCUAGCAAUGCCUUUGAAGGUCCAGAAAAGUUGUUAGAAGUCUGGUUUGCUCCUUCAGCGGACACGCUUCCGCCAGGAGCACACAGGGAUGGGUUGAAAGCUGUGUCAGCGGAAGUAUGGAAGGAGAUGCUCGAUGUUGUGAACUGCAAGGUUCUCUCAAUCGUCGAAUCCGACCAUGUCGAUGCAUACCUCCUUUCCGAGUCGAGCAUGUUCGUGUUCAGCCACAAGCUCAUCCUGAAGACAUGCGGCACCACAACCCUCCUCUGGGGGCUCCCACACAUCUUGGAUAUUGCCGCUGCCAAAGCCGGAUUGGCCCACCACCGCGGCAGCAACGUCAAGGGAACAGAGACGGCGGCAACGCCCUACCGUGUGUUCUACAGCCGGAAGAACUUCCUAUUCCCAGAUCGCCAGCGCGGACCCCACCGCAGCUGGAACGACGAGGUCACGUACCUCGACAAGAUGUUCUGGGGUGGAAGCGCAUACAUGGUCGGCAAGAUGAACGGGGACCACUGGUACCUCUACCUCACGAGCCCCAACACCGACAUCACCCCACCCCAGACUCCCGAAUCUGAAAAGCCAACGGAGACGAAAGUCCUCACCCUUCCCGGUAAAGAAACCCCCCACCCCAACAACGCCACCGGCAACGACGAGACCCUCGAAGUCCUAAUGACGGACCUCGACGUCGAGAAAGCCAAACAAUUCUACCUCAACAACGCCAGCGCCCUCGCCGAGAGCAACUUCUACCAACAGCAAAAACUCACCAACCAAGAGAGCACCCCCGACGCCCUCCCCAUCCCCUCGGAACUCACAACCGAAGGCCACGCCCUCGGCACCGUCGUCUCCGAGUCCUGCGGUCUCUCAGCUCUCUACCCCCCCUCCCGCUACCCCGACGCCCGCGUCGACGCUUACCUCUUCACCCCCUGCGGCUUCUCCGCCAACGGUGUCAUUCCCGCGCCCGACGCGUCCGGUGUGGGACCUGCGACGCAUUACUUCACUGUACACGUGACGCCGGAGCCACAGUGCUCGUAUGCGAGCUUCGAGACGAAUGUGCCGGGGCAGCAGACGGGCGGGGAGACGGCAGAGGUGAUUGAGCAUGUUGUUGGGAUUUUUGCGCCGGGGAGGUUUAGUGUUACGCUGUUUGAGGGGAAGGUGUGUGUGGAGGAUUUGAAGGCUUUGGAUGAGAGGGUUGAGGGGGGUGUUGCUGCGGCGGGGAGUGGGAAUGGGGCUGUGAAUGGCGAGGUGAAGGGGAAGAGGAGGGGGAGGAUGGAUGCGAUUAGAGGGUAUAGAAGGGUGGAGAGGAUUGUGCAUGAGUUUGAUGGGUAUGAUCUCGUCUUCCACUACUACGAGAGGGAUGAUUGGAAAGGGGGCGCCCCGGUGGUGGGGGAGGUGAUGUAGGUGGAAUAGGCGGGCAGGAGCGUCUACGUAGGAGAGCUGGACACGUCGUCCAGGCUGGAGAUGGGCGGAUUCGGCGUUUACGCUGAUCCUCAAGAGGUGCUGGGAGCAUUUUUUUUUAGUUUUUUAGAAAAGAAAACAACAAAACAAAAC
Molecule: messenger RNA, 2373 nt
Organism: Pseudogymnoascus destructans
Lineage: Eukaryota; Fungi; Ascomycota; Leotiomycetes; Thelebolales; Thelebolaceae
Gene: SPE2
Product: spermidine resistance protein
Exons: 3
Coding region: 733-2223 (496 amino acids)
Biological process (GO): spermine biosynthetic process; spermidine biosynthetic process
Cellular component (GO): cytosol
Molecular function (GO): adenosylmethionine decarboxylase activity
Source: RefSeq, a predicted model, not a curated record